Molecule: messenger RNA, 1425 nt
Organism: Archocentrus centrarchus (flier cichlid)
Lineage: Eukaryota; Metazoa; Chordata; Actinopteri; Cichliformes; Cichlidae
Product: rho-related GTP-binding protein RhoA-D-like
Exons: 5
Coding region: 192-773 (193 amino acids)
Biological process (GO): small GTPase-mediated signal transduction
Molecular function (GO): GTPase activity; GTP binding
Source: RefSeq, a predicted model, not a curated record
AUUAGCCCAGGCUAGCUUGUAGCUUUUGUCAGUGGGAGGAUCUCUGCUCGCCUGCCCCGUUUCUCAGCACCCACUCUGUAAAUUUAGCGAACACUGCAGCAAGAAGUGUAUGUGUGUGUGUCACGAUCAAGAGGAAAGAGCAAGCAGGGAUUAAGAUUAAUUAAAACCUUCUCAUCCGGCUGGUGACAGAAAUGGCAGCCAUUCGGAAGAAGCUGGUGAUUGUUGGAGAUGGAGCUUGCGGGAAAACGUGUCUUCUCAUUGUCUUCAGUAAAGACCAGUUUCCUGAAGUCUACGUCCCUACAGUGUUUGAGAACUACAUUGCUGACAUUGAGGUUGACGGAAAGCAGGUGGAGCUAGCAUUGUGGGAUACUGCAGGCCAAGAGGACUACGACAGGUUGAGACCUCUCUCUUACCCCGAUACAGAUGUCAUCCUCAUGUGCUUCUCCAUUGACAGCCCAGACAGUUUAGAAAAUAUCCCUGAGAAGUGGACGCCUGAGGUGAAGCACUUCUGUCCCAAUGUUCCCAUCAUCCUGGUGGGGAACAAAAAGGACCUGAGGAAUGAUGAGCACACACGGAGAGAGCUAGCCAAGAUGAAGCAGGAACCAGUGAAGACAGAAGAAGGCAGAGACAUGGCUGGUAGGAUCAGCGCUUUCGGCUACUUGGAGUGCUCUGCUAAGACGAAGGAUGGUGUGCGGGAAGUGUUCGAGAUGGCCACAAGAGCAGCACUGCAGGUCCGCAAGCGCAAGAAGAGAAGUGGCUGCACGGUGCUGUGAGCUGUCCAAACAUCAUCAAAUCAGCUGACCAAUUGGAGAAAAAUAACACAUGAAAAAGGACUGACCAAUUACCAAAUGGAUCUUUGUACUGUAGCUCAUAUUUCAUGGCAAAGGUGGGCAGAUGAAUUGAACGUAAACAAAGCUAAUACAGGAAAUGGACUAUAUUACAUCUGUGGCUAGAAAUUGAUGUUUCCUUAUUGAUUUACUUUUGUCCCCCAAAAUCUGUCUUUUCUUUUCUUUUUUUUUCUUUUUUUUGGUAACUUGGCUUUGGUAGGUGCACAUACAGUAUUUGUAUGCAAUAUUGUUCUUCACAAGCUUGUCAGGCAAGCAGCAUCAUUCUUAGCUUGUAUAAAGUCUCCAUGAGUAAAGUCUUGUCCAGGCAGUCCAGUUCUGUUUCACUGUAGCAGUAGUGAUAGAGAAUUAAAGAUUAUAUCUUUUGACCAUAAGCGCUAGUGCCUUUUUUAAGUUUAUAUACCACCAUCUGUUUGUCAGCGAGCUAACAUUUCAGCUGAGGACCCCUUCAUUGUACUGUAGCUCAUUUUACACAGUGCUGUCAUUGUGAAACCUGAGCAAAGCCAUAACUAAAGGCUUUCAGUGCUCCUCAAGUCAAGCACAAUAAAUGGUUGCUUGUGUCAUUUUUGUUGGCAUGAAA